GAAAAUAAAAAGCUUUCUUCAUUCUUCUGACAAAAUCAUCUUCUUCCUCAAGCCUCAAACCUCAAACCCUAGAUCUUAGAAACGUAGUCGUUUUGUUUCGGAAAUGGGGGAUACGGGCACCGUAGAAGAUCGGCCUAAGAAGGCUGUGAAACGUAAGAGAGCGUGUUUGGUACUUACCACAGAAGAGAAAGAGAGUCAAAUCAAGAGCUUAGACGAAGAACUGCAGGGUCUUUUCCGGUAAUACCACGAAAUGAUUACAAGUCAAAGAUUAAGUUUUGAUAUCACCGCAAGCGGUGGUUCGUUAAACGCAUCGGUGGCGGCGUUGAUGGAGGAGAGUUCAUUACCGUUGUCGAAAUUGGUGGAAGAGAUUCACAUGAAGCUCAAGGAGAAUGAAAAUGUGGGUUUGACUUCGGCCGCUGUGAAGAGUGCGGUGGUAUGUGUUGGACAGAGAGUAAUGUAUGGAGUUCCAAAUGUUGAUGCUGAUGUAUUGGAGGAUCAUACUCAGGCUUGUCUCUGGUGUUGGGAGACCAGAGAUGUGAAGUUGCUUCCGAAUUCUGUGCGUGGGGCAUUGAAAAUUCGGCGGUUGUGUAGGAAGAAGAUUCAUGAGAGGAUUACUGCUGUUUCUGCCAUGGUAACUGCACUGCAAAAGUCAGAGAGUGAUCCUAAUGUCAUUCACGAUCUGAUGAAAGCAUCUGAAAAGCUUGGUAAAUUGUUAAGGGAGGAAGAUAUACGUAUUUUGGUGGAUAAUAUGUUAAAGAAGAGCGAUGCGGAUAUGGUUGUGAAAGAUGCCAAGCGAGAAGAGAAGUUGAUUGCCAAACAAUUAGAAAGAAAUAAACGGGAAGUUGAGAAAGAGAAAAAGAAAAUGGAUCGCGAACUACACAAGGAGAAGAUGCAAAGUGAAAAGGAGCAAAAACGUUUGCAAGAGGAGGCAGAAAAAGAUGAAAGGCGUCGUGAGAAAGAAGAGUGUGAAAUUAGGAAACAACAACGAAAGCAACAAGAAGAAGCUGAGAAAGAUCAACGGCGUCGAGAGAGGGAAGAAGCUGAAUUAAAAAAGCAACUUGCUAUCCGAAAGCAGGCCUCAAUGAUGGAACGCUUUCUUAAAAGAAGUAAAACUACUUCGUCAUGCCAGAAUGACCAGUCUUCAUGUAGAGCAAGUACAUUUGAUUCAUUGAGUAAGAAGAGUGAAAAGGUGGCUGAAGCAGUUACUGUAUCAAUGGACUAUGCUCUCUUAUCAAAUGCUGAGAUUAAUGUUGAUGAUCUUCGCAAAUCUCACUUAUCCUCUUGGCGUCAGUUUGGUCAUUCUAUUCGCUCAAAUGAAAAUCAGCAUUGGGGAAUACGUAGGAAGCCUAAGACGGCAUUGUUUAAGGAACUUAAGCUAACUAAUAACAGAGGUUUAGGUCGAGAUGAUGAUUUGUGCAUGGAGAAGCCUGUAGAUCGAUGGGGUGAACAAACUAUCGAGGAUAGAUCAUUCAUUAAUACUGCGGAUAGUUCUCCUGAUGCUAAGAAAUGCAACAAGAGAAAGCAAUUAUUGCAGUUUGAUAAGAGUCAUAGACCUGCAUUCUAUGGUAUUUGGCCCAAGAAAAGCCAUGUUGUGGGACCGUGCCACCCUUUAAGGAAGGACCCGGAUUUGGAUUAUGAUGUUGAUAGUGAUGAAGAAUGGGAAGAGGAGGAUCCAGGGGAAAGCCUCUCUGAUUGUGAUAAAGAUGAUGAUGAAGAAGGUUCAAAAGUUGAAGACGAAGAGGAAACUGAAGAUGGUUUUUUCGUUCCUGAUGGUUAUCUCUCAGAAGAUGAGGGUGUACAAGUUGACAGGAUGGAAGUUGAUUACUCUGUUGAGGAGACUAAAAGUUCUCCUAGCUGUAAGCAGGAGUUAGAAAAUGAAGAAUCCUGUGCAUUAGUUCGGCAACAGAAAUAUCUUCACAAUUUAACAGAGCAUGCUCUUCGGAAAAACCAACCCUUGAUUAUAUUGAAUCUGAUGCAUGAAAAGGCCCCGCUUUUAAUGGCUGAAAAUCUCAGUGGUACUUCUAAAAUGGAGCAGACAUGCUUGCAAGCUAUGAGCAUGCGUGCAUUCCCUGAUGGUAUCCUUGUAGAAAUAACUGUUGAUAGUAUAAGUGAUGAGGAUCAAGAGGCUUGCUUGUCAAAUGUCAAAGGCAGUACAAUAACAGUUUCAACUGUGACAACUAUACCAGAAUCAGAUUUGCCUGCAGUUGUCUCUGUUAUUAACUCAUGCUCAACAGGUAUCAAUAAGGUUGUGGAGUCUCUACAACAGAAGUUCCCUUCUGUUUCAAAGACUCAAUUAAGAAAUAAAGUACGUGAGAUAUCAGAUUUUACGGAUAAUCGUUGGCAGGUCAAGAAGGAUAUAUUGGUGAAGCUUGGCUUGUCAAUGUCUCCUGAAAAAAAUAGCGGAAGAGGAAAGAGUAUUGCCAAAUUUUUCUCAAAAAGGUGUUUGCCUCCCGAUGGUACAAGUAUGAACCCAAAUGAAAUAUCCCCCCUGUCAUCUCUGAAACCAGGUUCUGCCACGCCGGAACAGCAGAGUUGCACAUAUAAUCAUCUAUAGCUUCCCCCUUCUUGUAGUCAUGUUUAGUGGUUUUGUUUAAUCUUUCCUUUAUGGUACAAUCUUAUGGCAUGUAUCUAAAACUCCCCAGUGUAAACUUGAUAGUAAAAAGUUUUGAUUGUGGAUAAAGGAAUUUAAUGAGAUGGGGUUUGCCUUAUA
Molecule: messenger RNA, 2710 nt
Organism: Pistacia vera
Lineage: Eukaryota; Viridiplantae; Streptophyta; Magnoliopsida; Sapindales; Anacardiaceae
Product: chromatin assembly factor 1 subunit FAS1-like
Exons: 12
Coding region: 251-2554 (767 amino acids)
Biological process (GO): nucleosome assembly
Cellular component (GO): nucleus; CAF-1 complex
Source: RefSeq, a predicted model, not a curated record